AUGAUCAGAGCUUAUGCCAAUAGCUCAACCCCACAAAAUGCACUUACUAUUUUCUCCCAAAUGUUAGCUAGUUCAACUGACCCUGAUAAAUAUACUUACCCUUUUGUUAUUAAGGCAUGUUCAGCUUUUAGUGGGUUGAAUGAGGGUCAACAAGUUCAUGGUCUUGUUGAAAAAUGUGAGGAAAUGAGAGAGAAUUUGUAUGUUCAGAAUACUUUGAUUAGCAUGUAUGCGAUUUGUGGGUGUUUUGAAGAUGCACGUAAAGUGCUCGGUAAAAUGCCUCAGAGAGAUGUUAUUUCGUGGAAUGCGUUGUUGAGUGCGUUUGUUGAGAAGGGUAUGAUGGAUUCUGCUCGUCUUGUUUUUGAUGAGAUGGAGGAGAGGAAUGUGGAGUCUUGGAAUUUUAUGGUGUCAGGGUUCGCGAAGAUGGGAUUCAUUGAGGAAGCGAGGAGGGUGUUUGAUGAGAUUCCUGUUAAGGAUGUUGUUUCUUGGAAUGCUGUCAUUUCAGGGUAUGCUGAUGUGGGUGAUUUCAGUGAAGUGUUGGUCCUGUUUCAGGCUAUGUUACGCGAGAAAAUCAAUCCGGAUAGUUAUACUCUUGUGAAUGUUUUAUCUGCUUGUGCGAAUCUUGGAGCUUUGAGUCAGGGGGAGUGGGUUUAUUUGUACAUUGAUAAGAAUGGAAUUUGUAUCGAAGGUUUUCUAGCUACUGCGCUUGUGGAUAUGUACUCAAAGUGUGGGGAGAUUGCAAAGUUUUGA
Messenger RNA from Chenopodium quinoa (quinoa), 747 nucleotides. RefSeq names its product pentatricopeptide repeat-containing protein At4g18840-like. The transcript has a single exon. The record is from RefSeq and is a predicted model, not a curated record. Gene Ontology annotation, molecular function: RNA binding; protein binding. NCBI's taxonomy places the organism in Eukaryota, Viridiplantae, Streptophyta, Magnoliopsida, Caryophyllales, Amaranthaceae. The coding region runs from base 1 to 747 and encodes 248 amino acids. Gene Ontology annotation, biological process: RNA modification.